CAGGCCCCGCCCCCCCCGGUGAUGUCACCGUGUCAGUGGAGAGCAGAAGGAAGAGCAGCCUGGCUGGGUCCACUUCCUGCUGAAGCAGUCAGAGUGCAGCUCACCCUGUGCCAGUAUGGAGCUGGAUGGCAUCCUAGAGCAGCUGGAGAGCGGGGAGCAGGAGCUGGUGCAGAAGGCUCUGACCCAGUAUAACAAGGAGAAUUCCCAGUGUUUCUUCUUCAAUGCAGAGCAAAGAGAGCAACGUAAGCGCCAGGAACUGGAAGAGUUUAGGCAAAAGAAAUUCCGAGACUUUGUCCCCAAGUCAGACUCGGACUAUGACUCCGAUUUCUCUGAUGAUCCAGAGGUUAAACUACGACAGAAACUUGGAGAGUUGGUCAUCAAGUUCCUGGAACGGGAUCUUCAGCCAUCUUGUCAAGUUGUCUGUCUGGAAACUAUCCGAAUUCUUUCACGAGACAAGUAUGGAUUGUCUCCCUUCACCAGCCGCUCGGCAAUGCAGAUCCUGGCCCAGUACGCAGGGUUGGACUACUCGGAUGAGACAGAGGUGCCUCGUAUGCCGGACAGUGAAAGUGUUGUGGAAGCUUUGAAGGCACUGUGUAACAUUGUCUAUAAUAGCAUUGAGGCUCAGGAAGUGGCCAAGGAGCUGCGGCUGGUGUGUGGCCUAGCUCGCCGUCUCAAGCUCUACAACGAGACCAGGUUGUCUCAUGAAAGCAAGUUUUUUGAUCUACGCCUUCUUUUCCUCCUCACGGCACUAAGGGUAGACGUCAGAAGACAGCUGGCCCGGGAGUUGAGGGGUGUUAGUCUCCUCACUGAUGCUCUAGAAAGCACCCUUGCCCUGAAGUGGUCUGACAUCUAUGAGGUAGUUACAGAUCAUCUUGCUUCACCACUUGGCAAAGAGGAGACCGAGAGGGUGAUGGAAAUCCUGAAGACCCUCUUCAACGUCACCUUUGAUAUCAGCCGCAGGGAAGUUGAUGAGGAAGAUGCAGCGCUGUAUCGCCAUCUAGCGGCCAUACUUAGGCAUUGCUUACUCAGACAAAGUGAUGGUGAAGACAGAACAGAAGAAUUCCAUGGGCACACGGUAAACCUGCUGGUGAACCUGCCCCUCAUGUGUCUUGACGUUCUGCUGACACCUAAAGUCGAGCAUGGUUCUGUGGAGUACAUGGGAAUGAACAUGGACACAGUGGAGGUCCUGAUACAGUUCCUGGACAGGAGGUUGGACCGGGGUCAUAAAUUACGUGAGACUCUGACUCCAGUCUUGAACCUCCUGACUGAAAGUUCACGGGUCCAUCGUGAGACGCGGAAGUUCCUCCGAGCAAAAGUUUUACCUCCUUUGAGGGAUGUAAAGAACCGUCCAGAAGUGGGGAACACACUACGCAACAAGUUGGUCCGUCUGAUGACACACGUAGACACGGAUGUAAAGCACUGUGCUGCCGAAUUCCUUUUUGUUCUGUGUAAGGAAAAUGUGUCUAGAUUUGUGAAAUACACAGGAUAUGGGAAUGCCGCUGGCUUGCUUGCUGCCAGAGGGCUGCUGGCAGGUGGACGUGGAGAAGGUCGAUACUCUGAAGAUGAAGACACAGAUACAGAAGAGUACAGAGAAGCUAAAGCUAACAUUAAUCCAGUGACGGGACGGGUGGAGGAGAAGCAGCCCAAUCCCAUGGAUGGCAUGACGGAGGAGCAGAAGGAGUAUGAGGCCAUGAAAUUGGUCAGCAUGUUUGAUAAGUUAUCAAGCAGGGAACAGAUCAUCCAACCAAUGGGAGUAACGUCUGAUGGGAGGCUGGAAGCUCUAGAUGAGUCUGCUCAGAGGAUGCUACAGCAACAGGAGUCGUCUGACCUGGAGACUGACUCAGACUAAACGACCUAAGCUGGAGGGGAGCACGGUCCAGAAUCCGAGCCAAGCAGAGGUCCCAUCGGAGCAAGAACAGUUAUCCAGACACCAUAAACCACGAGGGAUAUUAAACCUAGCUUACUGUAGAUGUAUCUCUGAGUCCUCUGCUGAUCACUGGGACACUUGUAGUGUAACACGUUUCUUCUAGAGACUUCGGCUGCUUAGGACAAAGAUGUGAAGUUCCAGCUGCCGGAAGGCUCAGACUUGGAGUCCUAGGUGCUCUCCUUGGGGUGUCUCUUUUCAGAUUGAAGGUGGUCCUACAAUCUGCAAAAGUCCAAGGAAGCAAGAACAAAGCACACUCUAGCCACUGGAGGGCGCUAUUACAGCACACAGAGCUUCCUUUGUACACGGUCUCCAAAGGAUGGGGUGAAUUUUGCCUGUAGGGUUUAUCUGCUUACUGUGCAGGUUGAACGUUUUGGUUUGCAGUACAGAUUUUUAGACUGCACCAUAAUAGGGCAUUAUUUUCAAUCUUUUUAAAGCAGUUGUGUUUCCGUUCUUUACUACCGUGCCCCAAACUUGACCUCCAGUUCCACUUACAGCUAUAGAUGAGUAAAUG
Messenger RNA from Rana temporaria (common frog), 2438 nucleotides. It is a transcript of the gene RIC8A, whose product is annotated as RIC8 guanine nucleotide exchange factor A. Lineage: Eukaryota; Metazoa; Chordata; Amphibia; Anura; Ranidae. Bases 116 to 1849 code for a protein of 577 amino acids. Gene Ontology annotation, biological process: G protein-coupled receptor signaling pathway. Gene Ontology annotation, cellular component: plasma membrane; cytoplasm. The transcript has 12 exons. Gene Ontology annotation, molecular function: G-protein alpha-subunit binding; guanyl-nucleotide exchange factor activity. The record is from RefSeq and is a predicted model, not a curated record.